Indicator indicator is the source of this 451-nucleotide messenger RNA. Its product is annotated as cytochrome c oxidase subunit 7B, mitochondrial. Lineage: Eukaryota; Metazoa; Chordata; Aves; Piciformes; Indicatoridae. Gene Ontology annotation, biological process: mitochondrial electron transport, cytochrome c to oxygen. The transcript is spliced from 3 exons. Bases 95 to 331 code for a protein of 78 amino acids. The record is from RefSeq and is a predicted model, not a curated record.
ACGGCCGCCGCUUCCGGCGCGACCAUUUUGUUUUUCACGGCUCGCCAAGGGUACCUGUGUCCCGUUGCGGUGGGGCUCAGCUCCUCUUGUCAGCAUGUUCCCUGUGGCCAGGGCCGCUCUAAACCUCGCCGCUCAUAGCAUUCAGCGUACUGCAGUAAGACAAGCUCAUCGCAAAUACGAGCCUGACUUCCAUGAUAAAUAUGGAAACCUGGUACUACUUGGUGGAGCUGCAGUUUUCACUGUUGUCUGGGGAUACGCACUUACACAAAUAGGAAUAGAGUGGGGCUUGUCACCUGUUGGCAGAGUCACUCCAAAAGAAUGGAGGGAGUAACAGCCUUUGCUUAUAAUUAACUGGUCUACACUUUCACUGAAAAAAAUGAUAUUGUAAUGGUGUUUGUUCUGUGAUUGCCACUUGCUCAGUGGCAUUCCUGGUCUAAUAAAUACACCUAAA